This is a messenger RNA of Penaeus vannamei (Pacific white shrimp), 1808 nucleotides long. Lineage: Eukaryota; Metazoa; Arthropoda; Malacostraca; Decapoda; Penaeidae. The record is from RefSeq and is a predicted model, not a curated record.
AUUAUAAAAAAUCCUUCCAGCGUCAUUUACAGAAAAAGUCUGCCCUAUGCGAAACCUGUGGCUCCGUGUUCGAUGAGUGGCAGCACAAACCCAAGAUUCUCAGCUGUGGUCAUACAUUUUGCCUCGACUGUCUCAUCUGCCUGGCGCGGGACACAGAAGUCAAGUGUCCUGCUGGUUGUUCUUACACGACUGCUCUCACCGAGGCUGGUAUCUCGGGGUUAACUACAAAUUACACUGUGCCGAUUAAAAAAUAUCCCGGAACAAACAUCCCCUCCCCAUUGCCUGUUAUGCCACCAGGGUAUGGUCAUCAGAAUGGAGCACAAAGGUUGAAGGAGAGGAGCUUGAGGAAGCAGUAUUACAGGAGCACCUCACCAACCUGACUAUGGUCAGCGAGACACUGUCCGAAAAUAAUUCAAUCGCGCAUUUAAUUGAUUCCCUCCAAAUAGUUCAUUCUUAUACUUCAAUAAUCACCAAUCAGUUCAGUCAGUGUGCUGCUGUUACAGCAAUCAACCAUGCAACUGAAGCAAUCGUCAUAAAACUGAAGCAGUCUGCUUUGGAUUCUUUGCUCUCCACCAUAGGCUUUAGAAAUGAAGAACCCUUUGUCAUGACUUCCUCCCUGGAAGAGCACGCUAUGUAUGGGAAUAAUGCAAACGUGCUUCUCCUCUAUAUGCUAUCUGACCUUCUGUCCUCUCGAAUGUUACAGCUGAGUUCUGUUAGUCCCAUGAGCCCCCUCAGCCCUAACCACCCGCCCCCUCUAACUUCUUCCAGCUCGAUGCAGUCCCCAUUGGCCACGGCUGUUACCUCCGCCCCAAUCCUCCAAGACAGCCUAGGCCUAACUCACGCUAAAGUUGGAGAAAUAAAGACUCAUGAAAUGGGUGGAAUGAAUAUUGAGCAUAUAUUGCAAAUGACGGAGGCAAUUGAGACAGGAUCACUCUUAAAUACAACAGAUGGAAUGACACCAAUGUCUGUGGGUGCCUCUGCUGUGGGUUCCAAUGCAGUACCUUCUGCUCUUUCUUUGGGGCUAUCCAAUCUCUCCCUCCUGGUGUCAGAAAGCACAGAAAAUGGGAAAGAUGAUGCAGAAUCUUUAUCAGACAAAAAGGAGGUCUCAUCCUCUUAUGUGGAUGCUGCCAAAAAGCCAGCCAAGCCCACCCCUCCUCCUGAGAAUUCCUCUAAGCUAACCAUUGCCAGUGCUCUCCCCCCCAUAACAAAGCCAAGUAAAUUCCCGCACUGCUGGAUGGUGCUGUCAAUCAAUGGGGUGACUGCUGGACGCAUUAUCUUUGAGUUGCGGCCUGAUAAGGCCCCUAGGAUGUGCGACAACUUCAUUGCACUUUGCACAGGCAAGAAUGGGUAUGGCUACAAGGGUACACACUUCUUCAGGAGUGGGGAGGGAUUUCUGGCAGGUGGGGAUGUGGAGAAUGAUGACGGUAGUGGUGGGUACUCAGCCUUUGACAAGAAAACCUUUGAGGCUGACCUGUGCCCCCUCAAGGAUGAGGUGGGCAUGGUGCGCUUUAAGGGCAUUGGCACCACAGAUGCUGGCCGUGGCAUGAUUGGCUCACAGUUCAUGAUCUGGUGCGGUGAGCGUGAGUUCAAGAAAUUUGCCUACAGUCUGGUCUUUGGCAAGGUGGUGGAUGGUUUGGAUGUGGCCAAGAAGGCUGCUGCCAUCAAUGUCCACCGUGUGUCUGUUAAGGUGGAGGAUUGUGGUGCAAGAGUCUAAAUGCUUUCAGUUCCCUGUGUUUUCCAUCAGUGGUAAAUUGGUUUGUCUUGUUCACUAUUCAACCCAAGAAAAAAAAAAAAAUAUUUAGAGGAAA